AUGGAACGAGCCAAAGCAGUUCAGUCGUCCUUGUCGCCGCAAUUCCCAAGCUUUGUUAAGCGCAUGCUCCCAUCGCGCGUGACUCGUGUAUUUUGGAUGGGCUUUCCGAAGCAAUUCUGCGACCCGCACUUGCUGAAGGAAGAUGCAACGAUCGAGUUGGAAGAUGAGAGCGGGGAUGUGUACAUUGUGAGAUCAAAUAAUUUCAGCGAGUUGGAUGGGGCUCUCGGCCUGAUAAAUUUGGGUCCUUGCUCAAGACGAGUCAAUCCUGGUAUUCCUGAAUCCAAAGUGGUUAUGUGGAAGGACACUGAGAACAGCGAAGAAGAAGACGACGACCCUUAUCAGUUGCAUCUCGCAAAGGAGCUUUCUCCAGACAACAUUCGUGAGGACGGUUUAAAGAUCCGUAGCACUGAUUACAGAUCAGUCACGGAUCAUCCCAAGACCAACUCCGAUGACCGCGUUUCUAAUGGUCUUCAUGGAAUUCAGUUCUCUGAAUUUGUCAUCGAUUUCGGAGGCGUGACGAGCAUUGAAGAUUUCUCUAUAAUCACCAAAGGUUUGGUCAUUGACUCCGAACUCUCCAAGCACCUCAAAGGCAAGUACUACGAGCUGUGUAGGAGUCGAAAGACAUUUCUCCACGCUAGCCUCCUCGAAGGCCUGCACCGUAAGCUGGCAGCAGGAAUUAUCUCCGAGACGGUGAACAUCGCGGAUGCUAUCAGGGGUGCGAGGAUCACGACUUCUACAGAGGACUUCGGCGUGUGGGCCACGACUCUGAAGGCGUUCGAGGACCUGGGCAUGGACGUGGGCUUCUUGCGAGCCUGGCUCGGCCGGCUUAUCAGUCUCUCUUUGGCAUUGAAGAGGUGCAAGGAACCGAAGAGUGCACGAGCUCGUGCUGCAGAGGACAGGAGUAGGUUCGAAGCUGAGCUGACGGAAGUGAAGGGUGCGAUCAGCAGGCUCCGUGCUGAAACCGACACCACGGGCAACGACAGUUAUGGACUCGACAUGGCAUUUCAACAAGUCACGAGCGCCCCCUGGUAG
Messenger RNA from Eucalyptus grandis, 1032 nucleotides. RefSeq names its product B3 domain-containing protein Os01g0234100. The transcript is spliced from 4 exons. The record is from RefSeq and is a predicted model, not a curated record. The coding region runs from base 1 to 1032 and encodes 343 amino acids. Lineage: Eukaryota; Viridiplantae; Streptophyta; Magnoliopsida; Myrtales; Myrtaceae. Gene Ontology annotation, molecular function: DNA binding.